Messenger RNA from Lacerta agilis (Sand lizard), 2373 nucleotides. RefSeq names its product ring finger protein 4 (gene RNF4). Bases 188 to 1033 code for a protein of 281 amino acids. Lineage: Eukaryota; Metazoa; Chordata; Lepidosauria; Squamata; Lacertidae. The transcript has 2 exons. Gene Ontology annotation, biological process: positive regulation of transcription by RNA polymerase II. Gene Ontology annotation, molecular function: zinc ion binding; transcription factor binding. The record is from RefSeq and is a predicted model, not a curated record.
AAGAUUUGUUCCCCUUUUGGGGUCUCUGGGUAGCAGGAGCGGCCGCUAGAGGUUGUUCUGAGGUAGUUUCGUCCCGUACAGCGGAGGGUCGGGGAGGCGUUUCUCGAAAGACUGCCAUUAUACGCCGGAUGUUCGUGACAGAAUACUAGUUUAAUUGGGAGUUUGGCCUCUUCUGCUUCUAUGUACCAUGAGCCCAACUGAUGCCAAGCGUUGUGCCAAGCGCAAGAAGAAUAAGAAGGGCAGUGGCCUUGGCUUAGCAAGUCUUGCUGGUGCCCUGGAGAUCAAGCCUGCAGGGCCUGCUGCUUCAACCCCUGCUUCUCCCUCUUCAUCCCCAUCAACUUCCUUUGUUGCCUCCUUGCAAAUGGCUGCUGCUGCAGCAACAGUUUCUAGCACCGGAAAUGAUCUGGCAGCCACUCCUGUGAUUUCCAGUGAAAGGAUGGGGAAGACCGAGAUGCCCAAAAAGCGUUGUGGAGGGACAAUUAAUUCUAGACAAACACGCAAGCAAAGUAGAAUUGCUGCUUCAGCUGCUGAAGCCGCUUCACAGGCUGCUUCACAGGCAGAGCCAAUUGACCUCGAAGAAGGUGCUUGUGAAGAAGUCGUAGACCUUACUUGUGAAUCUUCAGAACCAGUAGUCGUUGAUCUGACACACAAUGAUUCUGUUGUGAUAGUUGAAGAAAAUGUUCGACAAAGAAAUCAAGAGUUAAGAAGGCAACAACUGCCUGACAGCUGUGUACUAAGUAGUGAUGACGACGAUGCAAGAGAUAAUGAUGUGGUGCUGACCGGUACAUUGCCCAGAGAAUUAGAAUUGCUUGAUGAUGGAAUUUCAAAUUCACGGCGUUCAGGUACCGUGAGUUGUCCAAUUUGCAUGGAUGGCUACUCUGAAAUUGUGCAGAGUGGGCGGCUCAUUGUAUCAACAAAGUGUGGUCAUGUCUUUUGUAGUCAGUGCCUCCGUGAUUCGCUAAAAAAUGCUAAUUCUUGCCCAACUUGUAGGAAGAAGCUUGGUUACAAACAAUAUCAUCCAAUUUAUAUAUGAAGCUUUAAAUUCUUCUCUGAAGAAUCUAACUUGAACUUCUAUGGAUCCUGCAUAAACUUAUACCUCUGCAAACAAAGGGUUAUAGAUCACAUAUGUGCCCACUUGUGAAGUUGAUUUGUGAACUUUUCUAGUUGGCCUUUUUAUUGGCCAGUCCUACACAUGGGUUUUGUUUUGUUUUGUUUUGAUACUUGUACCAACGCAUUUGCUAAAGGACAGUAUGUGAGAAGCAGCUAGUGUUGCUGUGUUACUUUCAAAGAACUUGAUUGAAACCUUUGCAAAAUGUAUUGACCACUUUGGGGGACUGUGUGAAUGCAUUUUGUUCAGGACUUUGAAGUCAUUAUGAUCAUGAUAGUACAAGUAAAAGUGGCAAACGACUACCAAACCUGCAACUCUGUUGUGCUGUUCACUCUUUAAGAAUUGAUACCAAAUGUUAUCUGUUUACCCAUGAUGAGCCUCCUUUUGUGGAAACUUCAGAAUUUCAUAUGGGACAUGACUAUAAGCAUACUGCAACUCACUUGCAAUAUCAGAUGUGUAAAUACUGUAUUUGGAUGCAUUUUUAAUCAACACAGAAGACAAAGACUAUCUGUAAGAAAUACCUGGCUGUUACAGCCAUACCUAUAAGCAAAUCUUGUAUGUGCACACCUUACAUCUGGAGGGGGGGAGGAGGUGUGGUUACUUAUCUUGGCCCUGUUAGAUACUCAUGCUAUAAUGCUAAACAGCUUUAUAUCAAACAAAACACAAAAACCUUAAUGAUGGACCAAUUAGCUAACAUUUUAAGAAUCUUCUGUUGCGGACAUGCUUAAUCAUAAGCAAUUCAAUCUUCAGUAUUUUGAAAACUGUCACAUCAUGGCCUGCUUGCCAUUUGACAGUAUUCAGAAUGCUGUGCAGCUUUCUCAGAUCUGGUGCCCACCAGAUGUUUUGGACUGCAACUCCCAUCAUCCCCAGUUAGUACAGUUGUUCUGACUGGGACUGAUGGAAGUAGUAGUCUGAAACAUCUGAAGGGCACUGGGUAGGGGACAGCUCAUGCUAUGUGGAAUUUAGUUACUAAUUUCAGAACUAAGCAUUUUCUGAUGACUUUCUAUUUUCAUGUGUAAAGCCGUGGCAUAUUAGGUUCAUGGGAUUUCUAUAUCGCUGAUAGAUAAGUUUUUCAUAUUCAUUACAGUGCAGCUUGGAGUCUGUCUGCAAGUCCAUUUUCUGAGCUUCAGAUUAUUUCCUCUGUAAGGGAAGCACUGGAAAUUGCCCCCACCCCCAAAAAACAACAACAAAAACCCAGUACAUCCAUCAGCAGGGAGAAAAGAGCUGUGCAAGCUGCACAAACACAGGCUCUUUCAGGAACAUAC